AAUGGUUGACACAAAAAUAGUUUUGAUAAAUAUUUGGAAACAAAACUAAUUCAAUUGUUAAAAUGGUUGAAACGUGAUAGUAAUGCCAUGAAUUCUUUUCGGUGAUUUAAAUUAAACUUAAACAUGUUACAUAAUUACAGAAAGUUAUAGUGGUAUAUCUUUCUUUGUCAUGAAAAUAGUUUUUCUAUAUUAUCGAUCGAUUACGAAAGACUAUUCAACUAUAUGUAUGUUAUUUUAUACAUAACAGCCGAUUUUAAUUUAACGAUAUCUUAUAUUAUAAUAGCUUUUACGCUAGUCCUCUGUAAGAAGUUAUUGUUUUCGGUUUGCUAACGUGGUAAACGAAUAUGUAUUUACAAACGCGCUUCGCAAUUAACGUACGGUUUUAUUAAAUGUAAAAAGAACGCUGUUUAAGGUGAGCUUUCAUCUAUUAAAUGAUGAGAUAACUUUACUGAAGUGUGCCUGGAAUUUACGUCCAUGUAUUGUUGUUCUUUCCUUUCACGGCUGGGCGUCGGGAUGGCGAGCAUGAGCUCCACGCUCGUCGAGACGGUGUCCAUCAACUAUGAGGAUUUUAACGAGAGCUUCCUCACUUGCGGCACUUGUUUAUGCACUUAUGAUGGAGGCGAGCACACCCCUAAGCUUUUGCCGUGUUCACAUACCGUCUGCUUGCACUGUCUCACUCGAAUAGCUGCCUCGCAAACUAGAGACGCUGGAAGCUUCAGAUGCCCGAUAUGUCGCGAAUUAAUCACCAUACCUCGUGGCGGAGUUGCAGCUCUACCUCCAUCGUUUCUCGUGAACCAGUUACUAGAUCUAAUGGCUAGGCAGAGAAGAGAAGUAAUACCCCAGUGCAGUUCACAUCCCGGUAGAGAGUUACUCUUCUGUGAGACUUGCGAUUGCGUUUUCUGUAGGCAUUGUGCAGACGGACCCCAUAGUGAUACUCCCUGUGAUCAUACCGUGGUGCCGUUUUCUAUAGCGUUAAAAAGAAUGUCCGAGAUAUUGUUAUAUAGAGCCAAUGAGUGCCUGAGUAAGCUCGGUUCGGCGAGGGACGCCGUAGCGAGUGAAUUGAGAAGAUUAGAGGCGGCGGCGACGGCAGCCGAUGAAGCGAUAGAUAGACACUUCGCGGAAUUGAGAGCCGCAUUAGAUAAACGUCACGGUGAACUUAAAUCGGCUGCAGCGGCUGCCGCUACACAUAAAAGGAAGCUGCUUGAAGAGCAAUUGAAAUUGAUCGAUGCUGAAAAAGCAAAAGUCGAAGCUGAAUGUUCGGGUCUUCAGCAGCAAGUUGAAGUGAGGGAAGUGAGCAGUCGGGCUGCGGCCCUGGGAGCCCGACUCGGGGACGCGGCUGCGCUCGCGGAGCCCAGGGAGAACGCAUUCCUAGCGGUGGACUUCGCGCACAACGACGCGCAGCAGAGAUUUGCCGAGGCUUUAGCGGAAUUGGGCAGAGUUAGAACGAGUACUACCUUCCCUGGUUUAUGCACUCUGCAGUUAGAGUCAGCGUGCGUGUGCGGGCUGGAGCUAGUGGUGGUGCUGCGCACGGUGGACUACCACGGCGAGGCGCGCAGCACGGGCGGCGACCCCGUCACCGCCGCCGCCAGCCUGGACGACGCGCCACUGCCCUGCACCGUCACCGACCUGGACUCCGGCCUCUACCGCAUCUCGAUGCGGCCGUGGGCGGCGGGCGCGGUGUCGGUGCGCGUGCUGGUGUUCUCGCGCGGCGUGCGCGACUCGCCGCUGCGCGCCAGCGUGCUGCCGGCCGCCGCGCCGCUGCGCGUGUGGGGCGCGCGGGGCUCGGGCAAGGAGCAGCUCAGCCAGCCCGUCGCCGUCGCCAGGUGUCCGAAGCGUCGCGAAAUUUAUAUUCUUGAUGCUGGAAAUUCAAGAGUGAAAGUAUUGGACGAUGAGACAUUUGCUUUCAAAACACAUAUUGUUAAUGACGGAUUGGCGGGACGAAGUUGUACAGGUAUAGCGGUAACGUCUGAAGGCGUCGUCGUGGUCAACUGGCGAACAAGAACACUCACAGAGAUCAACAGCUCGGGCGGCACCGUGCGCACCAUCCGCUCGGAGCGCCUCGUGGAGCCCGUGUGCGUCGCCGCGCACGCGCCGUCGCGCCGCCUCGCCGUCGCCGACAACGGCGCGCGCGCCGUCUUCGUGUUCGACACGCACGGGAACAUCGAGCGCGAGGUCGGUAGCGGCGACUUGGGUCUCGUGGGCGGGCUGGCGCUGACGGAGGACAUGAUCGUGGUGGCGGACGUCGCGGUUCGAGUAUACGACUCCGAAGGAAACUUGCAAGCCACCCUGGCGCCCAUACCCAAAGGUCGCGGAGGAUACGGCGGCAUAGCGCUGGAGUAUACGGACAGCGGCUGGCACAUCGUGUGCACGCGCUCCGUGCGCGGCCGGCCCGCGCUCGUGGUGCUGGAGGCGGGCGGCGCGGGCGGCGCGGGGGGCGCGGGGCGCGUGCUGGCCGCGUGCGAGCUGGCCGACCGCCGGCCGCGCCGCGUCGCCGGCCUCGCGCUGCUGCCCGAGCGCCGCGCGCUGCUCGCGGACCUCGCCGGCGACUGCCUGCGGCUGCACACCUACUGGUGA
This is a messenger RNA of Vanessa atalanta (red admiral), 2574 nucleotides long. Its product is annotated as tripartite motif-containing protein 2-like. Bases 475 to 2574 code for a protein of 699 amino acids. Lineage: Eukaryota; Metazoa; Arthropoda; Insecta; Lepidoptera; Nymphalidae. Gene Ontology annotation, cellular component: nucleoplasm; chromatin. Gene Ontology annotation, molecular function: ubiquitin-protein transferase activity; zinc ion binding; protein binding. Gene Ontology annotation, biological process: positive regulation of DNA-templated transcription. The record is from RefSeq and is a predicted model, not a curated record. The transcript has 11 exons.